AUGGAUCAAGCCGACAGCGAACAAUUGGUGGUUGGGCAAGAUGCGAGGAACAAGAGGAGACGUUUGCUGAAAUGGCUAUCUAUUGGACUGACUGUGCUUUCUGUCAUUGGAAUAUCCAUCGUUAUUGCGUACCCUCUCGCCAAACGACGUCCCGCCGCAAAAUUCGACUUUCCAACAACUGUGACCAUUGACGACACCCGUGUCCACCUUGUGUUUGGAGAGGGAAACGGCAACAUGGUGACCGAGGCGAUUAUCGAAACCGGAGAAGUGGAGCACGUUACGGUCCAAAUCACCGAAUCGUAUGUCUCUGACCGCACAAACAUCGACAACAAGGACAAGGUCUUGGACCCCGUGGUCAAAUUCGACAACGUCAAGAGUGACACUGGAACGCUUGUCAGAUACACGGUCGCAUCCAAAUACCAUCCCGAGGACAGCGCCCAGUUCAAGGUGUUGAUCUCGUUCCCACGCCUUUUCGACGGCGAGCUUACCAUCGACGGAACGACACUGGAUAUCAACACCUGGAAUCUAGGAAAUGCCAACCUCCGCCUGUUGCAUCUCUCGACAGAUAUCGGUAACAUCACUUUCCACAACGGGUCUCGGACCGACUCAGGAUACGGAAUUUACCAACCGACUAUGCGAACAAAGGCCCUCUACGCCAACAUCCGCCAACGAGGAUCCAUCCUCCUCAAUUCACCCAUGGUAGCCGCAGAAUACUCUCGAGAUUUCCAUGCCCACCUCGAGACCCGUGAGGGCGAUAUCACCUUUGAAGCCCUGACCAACAUGUUUAGUUCCACCCCACAUGGUGAGCCGUGGUAUCCAACAGAGCCGACGGAAACGCUUCACUACUUCAACCUAGUCGCCCACAAGGGUAAUAUUGAUUUUGAUAUCCGAUUCGAUGGAGUGUACAUUGGACCAUGGUAUAUUGGCACAACCAGAAUUGACGCCAAGGCGGACUCGGGUUCGAUUCAGGGGAAUCUCAGGAUUGGUCGGCUCGUCAAUGCGUUUGUUGUCAUGCAGGCAACCCAUGGAUGCGACCUGCGCCUGUCCAACAACUUCCUAGGUCUCCUAUCUCUGAUCUCGUCUACAGGAAACGCAAUAGUCGUGCCUAGCCCACACAAUACAGAUGUAUUCACGGACCUACGACACCCUCAGCGUGGACUGAAAUACAUCUUCAAAUACAUGGACGGCGAGCCGUAUUAUGUCGACACUCUGAGCCUUAAGACUUUGAACGGCGAUGCUGGAGUUUACUUUGAGGAUUAUGUCUUUGACGAUGAUGGCUAUGGAAACGUAUCUACAAUCCGACAUUACUAG
Messenger RNA from Linnemannia hyalina, 1311 nucleotides. NCBI's taxonomy places the organism in Eukaryota, Fungi, Mortierellomycota, Mortierellomycetes, Mortierellales, Mortierellaceae. The record is from the annotation of a GenBank genome assembly.